AUCACUUGCAGUACAUGCAAUAGGACAGGCCAUAACAUGAAAAGUUGCACAAAUAAUGCUGCUGCAACUAAGCAUCAUGGAAAUGCACAUAUUGUCAGAGAAAGGUCUAGGAAAAGGAAACUACAGAAAGAAGCCUAUGAGGCAGAAACUUCAAAGAAAUCAAAGGUUGAAGAAGUUGCAAGGCUGAGCAUGGGAAAGGCUGUAGCUCAAGACCUACAAGUGCAUGAGUGCAGACGACCUACAAGCAUUCAAAUUAGGGAGACAAAUUCACAACCAAGCUCAUUGCCUGUAUCACAACCAAGCUCGCUGAAAUAUGAUAAGCAUGCUCCAGGCGGCAAGGCUAGAUCAGCAAAGGUUCAGAGAAGUGCUGCUACUCCAUUUGUUCCACCUAAACAAGUUACAACUUUGUCACAACAUUGUGUCUUCAAUUUAGCUGCAUACAAAGAAGCUAAGAAAGGCAGAGCAGGUCCUCCAGUUUGAUGUUGAGGAGUCAUUUUUGUGUCAAGAGUCAUGUCAUGUAAUAUAUAUCUAUAUGGAGUCGUGUAUUUUCUGUACUAUCAUGCUACUAUGUUCUGUAUUA
Messenger RNA from Triticum aestivum (bread wheat), 580 nucleotides. RefSeq lists its product as uncharacterized. NCBI's taxonomy places the organism in Eukaryota, Viridiplantae, Streptophyta, Magnoliopsida, Poales, Poaceae. Bases 37 to 480 code for a protein of 147 amino acids. The transcript has 2 exons. The record is from RefSeq and is a predicted model, not a curated record.